AGUGAGUGACUGGAUGAAAUGUACCGACACAUAUAGCCAGCGCAAAUUCUAUUAGAAACAUUUUCUCUGACCAGUCAUUGAGGUUUUGAAUAUCCCUCUUCAAUCAACUGCCAAGACUGGACCAGUUUAUUUAUUUUUUCUAAUCUGUAAACUAAAAUUGGGCAUGACCAUGGGGGCCAGGCUGUGGGUGUAGCCACUGAGACAGCUGGGGGAGAGCGAGAGAGGAGGAAAGGCAAGCCAGCACCAGCCAAGCACCCUGCACUCCUCCUGGGAAAGAUGGGGGAGACAGAGGAGGAGAAGGACCAGGCAGGGAAGCUGUUUGAGAAUUUCAUCCAGGCCUCCACCUGUAAGGGCACCCUGCAGUCCUUCAACCUCCUGUGCAGGCUGCUGGAUCUAGACCCUCAGGACCAUGAGACGUUCUACUGUAGUCUGAAGACCAGGCUCACCUCCUGGAGGGCCAAGGCCCUCUGGACCAAGCUGGACAAGAGAACCUGCCACAAGGAGUACAAGAAGGGCCAGGCUUGUGUGGGCACCAAGUGCCUGAUCAUUGGGGGAGGUCCAUGUGGCUUGCGGACGGCCAUCGAGCUGGCUCUGCUGGGGGCCAAGGUGGUGGUGAUUGAGAAGAGGGACACCUUCUCCAGGAACAACGUGUUGCACCUGUGGCCCUACACCAUCCACGACCUCAAGGGCCUCGGGGCCAAGAAGUUCUACGGCAAAUUCUGCGCUGGAGCCAUAGACCACAUCAGUAUUCGUCAGCUCCAGCUCAUGCUGCUGAAGAUCGCCCUGCUCGUAGCUGUGGAGUUCCAUGUCAAUGUGGAGUUUGUCAAACUGCUGGAACCUCCAGAGAACCAGGAGAAUGACGGGCCUGGCUGGAGAGCUGAGAUCAGGCCUUCCGAUCACCCCAUGGCAAACAUUGACUUUGACGUGGUGGUGGGGGCUGAUGGGAGGAGAAAUACCCUGGAAGGGUUCAAGAGGAAGGAGUUCCGUGGUAAGCUGGCUAUCGCCAUCACGGCCAACUUUGUCAACAGGAACACCACGGCCGAGGCCAAGGUGGAGGAGAUCAGCGGUGUAGCCUUCAUCUUUAACCAGAAGUUCUUCCUGGACCUCAAAGAGGAGACAGGUAUUGACCUGGAGAACAUUGUGUACUACAAGGACAACACACACUACUUUGUCAUGACAGCAAAGAAGCAGAGCCUACUGGACAAGGGUGUCAUCAUUCAUGACUACAUAGACACAGAGAUGCUGCUGUGCAGUGAGAAUGUGAACCAGGAAGCUCUGCUGGGUUACGCCCGCGAAGCUGCUGACUUUGGCACCAACUACCAGCUUCCCACGCUGGACUUUGCCAUAAAUGCCUGUGGCCAGCCGGACGUGGCCAUGUUUGACUUCACCAGCAUGUAUGCCUCGGAGAACGCAGCGCUGGUCAGAGAACGCUUCGGACAUCAGCUACUGGUGGCACUGGUUGGGGACAGCUUGUUAGAGCCGUUCUGGCCAAUGGGUACAGGGUGUGCGAGAGGCUUCCUAGCUGCUUUUGACUCAGCCUGGAUGGUGAAAAGGUGGGCUGAGGGCAGGACCCCUCUGGAGGUGCUAGCUGAGAGGGAGAGUCUUUACAGAAUCCUGCCGCAGACAACCACUGAAAACAUUGGCAAAAACUUUGAGCAGUACACCAUUGACCCUGGGACUCGGUAUCCCAACCUCAUCUCCACCUGUGUCAGGCAAAACCAGGUGCGUCACCUGUACAUCAAUGGAGAGCUGCCAGUGAAGUCGUGCUCUCUGGAGCGUAAUGCUACAAUACGUCACCCUGUGAACCUGGCCAGACGAGAGUCGGAGAUCAGGCCGGGCAGGCUGCUGACAUGGUGUCAGAAACAGACCGAGGGCUACAGGAACGUGAGCGUGACAGACCUGACCACCUCGUGGCAGAGUGGCCUGGCUCUCUGUGCCCUCAUCCACCGGUUUAGAUCCCACCUCAUAGAGUUUGAUUCGCUGAAUGAGGAGGAUUCGGCUAACAACCUCCAGCUGGCAUGUGACCUGGCUGAGCGGGAGUUUGGGAUCCGGCCCUUCACCACUGGGGUGGAGAUGGCUGCUGGUCAGGAACCAGACAAGACCAGAAUGGUCACCUACCUCUCCAAGUUCUACGAGCUGUUCCGUGGCACCCCCCUCCCCAUCUCAGAUUCUAGAGGGGCCGACGAAAACAGUGAAGACUAUCCUUCAAAGGCAGUCAGAAGUAUGAACAAAGUUCUGAACUUGGUACCAAGAAAAAGGGUACCAAAGGAUGAGAAGAAGCUAGAAGAUACCGACCCAACGUACAAAAGGAGACGAAAAGUCUGCAGUUAUUUGGAAGAGGCAACCAACUUCUCCAGUCAGAGUGCGUCCUGUGUGGGUGAGGGGAGGGGGGUUAAGGAGAACAAGGUCCGCUCCAUGGCCAGCCAACUCCUGUCCAAGUUUGAGGAGAGCAACCCCAGCUUCACCCUCCGGAGACAGACUCAGUGUGAUUGGGGUUCUGAGAGGGCCCCUCGGCCACGCUCCAUGGACAUGACUGAGACCCCACGCUUCACCAACCUCAGGCAGCAGACCCCACUCAACCCUCCCCCCAAGACACAGUUUCCGUCUGCAACCUGUGCCAAAUAUGCAGCUGAGUGCAUCGCUCGGCCCCCACCACAGCCUCCUCCCAAACCCAAGCUCUCUCCCCAGCUCCAAGCCCAGCUUCAGUCUCAGCACCAGCCCCAACCCCAGUUCCAGCCCCAACCUAAGCUCCAACCCCCAUCCAUCCCAAAUCCCACCCUCAGGAAGGUCAGACAGGCUGAUCAGACAUGUGCUCAGACGCAACCUCAGACGCUUCCUCAAAAGCCAGAGAGCACAGAGUACCCUGUCUACUCUCCCUCCUGCCACUCAGCAGUCCUAGCCAUGUCUAGAAUGCUCCAACGCCUUCAGGAAGUGGAGGAAAAGAUCACCCAGAAGAAAGCUCAGACCCAGAAUGCUAGAGAGUUUCAUAAUAAAAGUAUCAAGGAGAAAGCGGUCCACCUGAGAGCACUGUUCUCUGGGGAUGUGACCUCUACGUCCCAGAGGACGGUGGGGAAGGUGUCUCUGGCUAUAGCAGCCAGGGCUGAGACGCUGGUCACCCUCUAUGAGACUGACCACAGGCCUAAAGCCUCCUCCCCCUGUUCACCCCCAGCGCCUCUGUCUCCGGGUUCCUUGCGGAGGGAGUUCCCUGGGUCUGGUGACCAGUGUCACUCCUGUCAGAAGCGCGUGUACGUGGUGGAAAGGAUCAGUGCUGAGGGACUUUAUUUCCACAGGGAGUGCUUUCGCUGUGACACCUGUGGCUCCAUCCUGCGCCAGGGAGGCCAUGCCUUCGACUCUGAGCAGGGCAAGUUGUACUGCAAGCUGCACUUCACACAACGUAAAAAUGGAAUGAACCAUCGGAGGACAUUCAAUUCACAUCUGGGAGCCGGGGUUCAGGAGGGAUCAGGGACACAGACUCCUGACUGUGACACAACAGAAGGACGGCAGAGCCAGUCACCAGGUACCAUCAGCUCCCGCCUGAGGAAGUGCCUGAGCUGGCCCCUGAGUGUGACCCGGGCUGUGUGUGACUCCCCCCGCCUCCUGUCUCGCUGGGUGCAUGGUACGGCCCAGGCUGCGGGCCUCCACUUUAGAGCCAAUGUGCAGGACUAUGUCUUCCUGUAUGAGCUGCUGAGCCUGGGAGUGCCCCUGCUGUUCAUGCUCCAGGAGGUGCUGCUGCAGAUGUACUCUGAAACCGGGCCUGUCUCCCAGUCCAUCCAGCCCCUACUGCUGUGGCUGGAGGAACACCUAGGCCAUAGGCUCAUGUAGAGGCCCACCAGGGAGGGAAGCCUAAUCCUAACCCUAACCCUAUCCCUAACCCUAUCCCUAUCCCUAACCCUAUCCCUAUCCCUAACCCUAUCCCUAUCCCUAUCCCUAACCCUAUCCCUAUCCCUAACCCUAUCCCUAUCCCUAUCCCUAACCCUAUCCCUAUCCCUAACCCUAUCCCUAUCCCUAUCCCUAACCCUAUCCCUAUCCCUAACCCUAUCCCUAUCCCUAAUCCUAUCCCUAAUCCUAACCCUAACCCUAUCCCUAACCCUAACCCUAACCCUAACCCUAUCCCUAACCCUAUCCCUAUCCCUAACCUUCAUGCAAUAGGGUCUGAAGCCUGGCCGAACAUUAACUGGCGUAUCUUGCAUUUGUGCCAUGUCAUAUGAUGGCAAGCUACCGUUUGACCAUGUGUACAAGCACCUUGAUAAUAUUUUCUCACAGAAUAUGUAGCUGUCAGUGCAUUAGAUCUAGUCCUACACCAACCAAAGAACAAAUAACAUUUCCCAAGUGGUAGCUUGGACUGUGAUACGUGCGAUGUUUUCAUGAACAUGACAGUUUUCUUUAUGAUGAGGGGUAAUGUGCUGUACAUGGUUUCAUGGUGGUCUAAAUCAUUUACGGUAUGUUGUUGAUAUGACUGCUGAAAUCAUCCAAUCUAUAUUGCUCUAGAGUUGAGUCUUUCAACAACUGGCUGUCAAAGUCGAGCCAGUUUUUACGUGGCUUAACUCAGGUAAUGAUAGAUUUUUUUGCGUGGAAAAAGUAAUCUAAAUGAAAAGACUGACUUGAAGCACUUUAACUUGGGUAGCUGCCUUGACCUGUGGCUGAUGCCUGAUGAAUGGUGUGGGAGUUAAUGGCUGCCUAAUGGCUGUCCAGGCCUUGGAUAAUGACUAGUGCUGACGCUGCACGUUUACUAAACCCUGCUGAACUCACAGGUCAGGGUCGGGGUCGGGUCGGGGGCCAACGUGGAUCUGUGCUCGACAAGAUUUUCUCAUCUUUUUUUUCAAUUUCAAUAUAGUUUGACACAAAUUAAAAUGUUCAUGUUUUUAUUGUAAGAUCUCGUAUGACACCGUGACCAUAGUGUACUUUCGCAACACAUUAUGAUAACUUUUAUUACUUUAGUUUAUGGCCCAGUGCCUCCAGUAUUUUUGUGCAUUGUCCGUUGUACUUAAAAAGGGGAAAAGGUUUCAUGGACAUGGGCUUUGGUUUACUACUCCAGUUCAUGGACUGUUUAAUGCUUACUCAUUGCUGCCACCUGUUGGUGAAACAGAUGCAAGGCCAAAUUCUAUUUACUGUUUGAUCAGGUGGAAUAAGAGACAAUCUUCUAAAGAGUUGUUGUAUGUUUGUAAUAGAGGAGGUUUUUCUUCAUUUUUAUUAUUUGUACAGGUCUAUUUUACUUCAAUAUGUUUUUCAGAAUGUUAAGAAUAUUGCUGAAUUGAAUAGUUCAGAAGGACUGAAUCAGACAUGAUAACACAGGCUAUGUUUGAAUGCUGUGGUGUGUAUGUGCUUGCCACUCAUCUCACUGUUAAUAACCAUGUUAAGUAUGAUAGCAGGAUCUCAGCUUUAUUACCAAUACAAAUUCCAAAGAUACAGUUGGUGCACUUUAAAAAUGAGAAGUGUUUUCAGCCCUAACCAGAAGUUACAUCAUUCAUGCAGUACACUGUACAGUGCUAAAUUGCAUGUUGUUGAAUAGCACAAUCUCAUGUUAUCUAACAAUUGCAAAGUUUCUAUGCAUUGUAACUGGAUUUAAUCCUUCCUCUGAUUUUUCUCUAUAUUCUAACCUACUAUAUUUCCUUCCUUUCAUUUCUAUUCUUGUUCACUUGGAAGUCUAUUUUCAACUUUCUGAUGAUGGGCCUCCUGAUUGGUUAGGAGACAUGCCAUUCUGAAGGUGAUCACCUGCAUGGUCACAUGGUUUUGUGAAUAAUGUUUUGGAGUGAAUGCUUUGUUAGAUUAGUCCAAUUACUGUCAGCAUUUCCACACACAAGUAAAAAAUGCUUCUAACCCUGUGUUUGAGCUACCGACAGCAGUUUUUAGCAUAGGAUUUUUCUAUUUCGUCUGCAUCCGCCGAUAUUAGAUCCCAAAAACAAUUCUUCUCACAAAAAUGUCUAAUCUACAAACUAUUAUGACCGUACUCUGAAAGGCUAAGACUCUCACAGACACGUAAAUGUAAUCUGGUCUGCUCUAUGACGCUCAUAAGCCAAUCAAGAGUUGUCAGGAGGUAAGAGGUUCUUCUUAGUAGAUCAUAGGAAAUCUCAGGACAUAGUGUCUAUAAACUCACAUAGUUGCUGUCACAAACUCCAUGCUCCACACAGUUGUCACUGACUAGUUGGAUAUUAAUUUCCCACUAAGCAAACCAUUUUUGAAUUUACAAUUGUAAUUAUUAUAUACUCAUUUUUAAUCAGCUUUUUUUGGGGCUGGACCUUGUUCUUUUAUAGACAUUUGUCAAUAAAACUCAUGAAUACAACUGUUUAUGUAAAAUGUUAUGUUCUACUUGUAGCCCUGGUUGUCCUGAAAAUAAAAUGGUAAAACACGUCAGUGAGGCUAAAUAUGUGGGAUUCCCUGGAACCUAUGAAGUUAUUAAACUACUAAUGUCUGUGUCCAGCACCCCCAACAGAACCAUAACUACAGCACACACUUGUUAUAGGUUGAAACACAUCAUAAUACCAUGAUGUUCAAAGUCACAUCUUCUAAGAGACUGUCUUUUCAGUGUCUGCAUGCAUAACAAGGAAACUGUGGUGUGUGGACUGCAUUGGUCUUCCCGAGUGCAUGUUGAACAAUUGACAGACAGCUUUCUGUCAUGUAAAGGCAUGCCACUUUUUCUCCCAUCUUUUGCCAUCUUUUCUUUCUCUCUUCCAGACGCUGUCACCCAGGAUAACUUUUUCUUGACCCACACAAACAAAGGGAAUGAAUCUCCCAACAGGUUCUUAGCUCAUGUUGUCUUAAAUGAAUACAUGGAACAAUGUUUUAUGGGACUUCAAAUGCAGCCUGCUUUUCUCAUGGAGAUUCUGUGUUGCUUUAUGUAUGACCUAAAGCAACAAAUGUAAAUAAAGUGAUUUGCCAUCUUGA
Molecule: messenger RNA, 6882 nt
Organism: Oncorhynchus masou masou (cherry salmon)
Lineage: Eukaryota; Metazoa; Chordata; Actinopteri; Salmoniformes; Salmonidae
Gene: mical2a
Product: microtubule associated monooxygenase, calponin and LIM domain containing 2a
Exons: 23
Coding region: 277-3822 (1181 amino acids)
Molecular function (GO): protein binding; FAD binding
Source: RefSeq, a predicted model, not a curated record